GAAAUUGCACAAACUGACUGGUAUUGUGCAUCUGUUUUCAUCUUUGGAUUACGGCAAUAUUUAAAGACUGAAACAGUGAAUCCAGCAUGGGAACUAACCCAAAAAGGACAGUGACAGUCCAGAUGGUGCCUCAGCUGGCUGUGGUGGACACGCUGGGCAAUAAGGAGCCUAAUGCCAACUGGGCUAAAGAGCCCAACCUCAAACUCUCUCAGGUUUGUCCAAACCCCGCCCUCACAUCUCCUGACCACAAACAGGAUAACUUAUCUCUGACUGCUUCUCCGGCUAACACCAUCCCACAUACUCAAAAAACAGCCUCCAAGGGAGGUAAACCAGUUAGCAGCGCUGUGUCAGAAAAACCAGCACCAACUAAUGGAAACCAGACAAAAUCAGAGGUUGUGACAGGUGGAGACCAACAGAUGCCCGACCUGUCUCUAACAGGCCACGGUGUGGGUGAGGCAGGAGGUCUCCAGAGGGAUUCAAACGCUAAUGUGAAAAUGUUAAGCCUGGCUGAAGAAAAGGAUAUCUGUAAGGCCACUGUGCCGCCUGCUCUUUCAGCGUCAAAGGUUGACAUGCAGACCAAUGACUGCAGAAUAAAAGGCCCAAGUGCAGCAGAGGGAGAGUGUGCACAGAUUACAUCUUCAGUCAAAGCCACAGCACGAGAGGACAGAAAUAAAAAUCUUUCUCCAAAUGAUAAAACUCUUAAAAACACCUGUGAAUUAAGGCUUACAGCAGCUGAACCACAACACGGUAAUAAAGGGAGUACUUCAGCUCCCACAAACAAGGACACUGCCGUACUACAGAAAUCUCAAGAGCCUGAUCAUAUACGUAGCUGCUCACAAAGCAAUGUCAGUCUGCAAGAGACACCCAAACCUAAACAAAGCAUGGAAACUACUGCUGCUGCUCCACUUAGCUCCACUACACCUCCACCUAUGAGUAAAGAAGCAGAGGCCGGGUUUACAAAUAACAAUUCAAGUUCAACACAUCCAGAGAAGGAUUUGUCACCAGUAAAGAAACCUCAAGUCUCCUCAGAUAAACAUCAGCCAGUGUCUUCACAGACGGACUCCUCUACUCUGCCCCAGGCUAUGCAAAACAUGGAGGCAUAUGGGCAGGUGGCUGAGGAAGUCAGCCAGACUGACACAGCUGCCUUUGAAGGACAGCAGCAGCAGCAGCAGCAGCAUUGCAAGCUGUACAGGGAGGCUUCGACAAUGACCUUAUCCCUGUCAAAUACCCCAGUCAAGCAGUGCCAUGAUAUGGAGGUUCAAGCGGUGGCUAACACGUGCAGUAAGGCUGUGGCGACAAGUCCGAGCCUGUUGCCUUUCGCUGUGCCUUGCAGUCCGAGUGGUGGUGCAGUCCAGAAGGAGGAGGCGCAGAGCCUGGCUGUAGUCUACCAGGUUGACGGCGGUGUGGGACUCCAUCAAAUGAACAUAAGCCCUCUAUCCGCCUCUACUGAUCCGAGGUCAGAGAGACUCACUGUUGAGGCGGAGAUGUGCCCCAACAAAAAUGCCGGCAUGGUUUUCCAGUCAGAAACUUUGUCCCAUGAGCAGGACAAAAGGCUAGGAGCAAAGCCUAAAGACCCCGGGUCAGCUCUCUGCAACAUUCAGCCAGUUUAUCAAAUCAACAUUGAACACAGCAACCACAAGGACCAAGGAGAGACAGGUAACUCCCAAUAUAAAACGGGAGGUCAGACAUCUGCAGUGAAAACAACCGCUACUGAAGCUCCCUCUCUCAAAUCAGGAACACCCCCAGAGACAGCCGGUGCUACCAAGUCUGGAUCUGCUGACAGCAGCAAAGCUGCACUGUCUCAGGCUGCUGUUACAACCAAGCCCAGCCAGGCCCUGCCAACAACAACAGCAACAAACAUUACAUCAAAGUUAGGGCUAACUAAAAAUAAAGCUGGAAGUCCUAAAGCAAAGGCUAAAGCUGGAGGUAAAGCCAAGACAAAGGAGACAAAGUCCGGCAAAAAGAAGAUAGAGCCGGAGAGAAAGGAAGAAGAGGAUGACCAGUCAGAGAAGGAGAAAGGAAAGAGCGUCCAUGAUGUCGUCUGGGAUGAACAAGGGAUGACUUGGGAGGUCUACGGUGCUUCUGUGGACCCAGAAUCCCUUGGUUUUGCCAUUCAGAGCCACUUGCAGUGCAAAAUCAAGGAGCAAGAGAGGAAACUGAUAGUCCGGACCUCCUUGCGAAAGUCAGUCUCUGGUGUCGACUCGCCGCAACGUGGCAGGAAGAACAAAAGGAGGCAGCAGAACAUUUUCAGGUCAAUGCUGCAAAAUGUCAGACGGCCCAACUGCUGCGUGCGUCCCCCUCCCUCCUCUGUCCUCGAGUAGCACAGCACAGAGGUAGCCAAUGUCAGACUCCUCCCUUUUCCUAGAGGUCAAAAUGUUUGUCCUUCCCCUCAUCAUGAUUGCAAUGCCAAGUGAAACAUUAAUGGUGCGACGAUCCCUGUAAGUAAGUAUACUGGAGUGUUGUAGCAUAAAGAGUCAAACUAUUUGUGAUGUUUGUGAUCAAAGAAAGUAGGAAAUAGAUAUAUAAACAUGAACAACUCAAGACUUAUUUUCUAGAAAUAGAUACGAUAAAAAAAAAGAGAAAAUAAUUUUUGAAUAACAAAGGCAAUAAUAGUGAAAUGCAUGUAUAUUAGGCAAUUGUAUGGCCUAAAAUGAAGUGCAAACCUUCCCAGUAAAAGGCACUGAUCACGGGGUACACAUAUUACUUAAUGUCAGAAUAUUUGUGCAAAUAUAUUAAACCAACAUCUCCUUACAUUUGGUGCAUUUGGUAUAUGUUUUUGAGGUGAUUUGGGGCCCUAUAUUUAUAAGAUUGCUGUAUUUUCUUUUGAUGCACAUUUAUUUUU
Molecule: messenger RNA, 2842 nt
Organism: Morone saxatilis (striped sea-bass)
Lineage: Eukaryota; Metazoa; Chordata; Actinopteri; Moronidae
Gene: gprin3
Product: GPRIN family member 3
Exons: 1
Coding region: 87-2321 (744 amino acids)
Biological process (GO): neuron projection development
Cellular component (GO): plasma membrane
Source: RefSeq, a predicted model, not a curated record